ACACGAUAGAGUGCAUUUGAGAAAUGGCGUAAACGCGUAAAUGCCCCGUAACAAACCCGUAAAAUCCGAUGCACUGAAAAUUGAAUUUCUACCAAAAAUUUUGUAUCACUUUUGAAUCGUCCAUCGACAUAGAGUUAUUAAAGUUUCUGCAAAUAAUGGAAACUGAAGCGGUGACACUCGAGGAUGGAGAAGUCGUCGAUGAUGAGGUUGUUGAUGCUUUUGAUGCAUACAAUGUUUUGCCACGACCCCAUGCUGCUCCGAGACCUGAAGAUUCCACAAAGCAUCGUUACAGUGAUGAAUCUGACGAACCAACCGAUACGGAGAGCGAUACAGACUCGGAUUCGGCUCAUAUUUGCUCCAAGAAGCCAAAAAUGAAAAUAAAACGUUGCCGAAAUAAAGCUGCAGAGAAACAACAGGAGCAGGACAAAUACAAAGUAUGGUGCAUGCAAGUACAAGAAGAAGCAUUAACUGAGGAACUAGUUUCUUGCGGGGUAACGAAACGCGAUUAUCAGGAUCGAAAUGUGGAAUACUACAAUUUUCCUCUGAGGUACUCUCCAGAUGAAGACCAAAUACCUGGUAACCACAGCUCAGACUCUGUGAAAGAACCUGAACCUAGACUGACUAACAAAAGAACAAACGAGGACAGGACAAAUCUUAAACUAAGACUUGGAAAAAGAAGAAAUUCAAUGGAAGUUGAUGGCCCACGUGGGCCUGCCCGAAAAAUACUAGACCUAUGCACUGAUGCCAACUCUGAAGAUGCAGAUGUUGCAGCAGAUAUUGCGGAAAAGCUAUGCGAAAACAAAGAUGAUCUUAUAAAGAGAGUUGUGAGUAUAUUAGGAAAGGAAAAAGCAAUUGAAUUUUUCGAACGAACAAAAAAAAUUGAAGAAGAGGGAGGAAUGAUGAUAAUGAAUGGAUCACGCAGGAGAACUCCUGGCGGAGUAUUCUUACUGCUUUUGAAGAAAGAUGAUCACAUUCCCCAGCAACAGAUACGUGAAAUUUUUCAGGAGGACCGUAAACAGACCACUGAACAAAGAAAACAAGUUCAGGCCUCGAAUAGGAGACAAAAGACCCAACAACUCAUGCGAAGUCUUGAAAAUGGCUCAGAAAAAGAUCUUCCUGCUCUUUUGACUCGUGCUGAACUAUCGACUAGGCAGAUAGCAGAGGAGGCACGACUGAGAAGAGGCGAGGUGAGAGCAAGAGAAAGAACUCCUCCCGAUUCAGACCGCCCUGUUACAAAUCCCCCACCCAGUCCAGUAACGGAUGACCCUGACCACACACCCCCUUCAUCACGGAGACAGGUUCAAGAUUAUGCUGCGGACGAUUUUCUUGAUAUCGGAGUGGAUGUAGACAGUAUGGAACUUUUUUAGAACUCAAUAUUGUAAGAAUUUUUCAUAUUAUUGAUACAGCGCCCCAGAUCUGUUUUGUGAACUAAGAAGUUCAUCUGAAAAAUGAGAAAGGCUACUAGGACGCUUGUGUUACAUGGCAAUCUGUGACAUAGUUUUCAGGUAAACUGAGAGUGUUAAUGACCGUUGAACAAAACUAGGAACAAAUUGAAUCAAUUGAGUUGUUCUUCUGUCAUCGUAUCAUUUUUUUUUCUUCAAACAAAUUCUUACUUUUCUCUCAACUUGUUUGUUUUUCUCUUGUUGUGCGGAUGAGUACAUGGCAAUAUAGUUGGUUCUCAGGAUUCCUAUGCCUUCUUCAUCUUAUGCUUUAUCUAUACUUGUAUAGGUGGUAUUUGUGUGGCGAGGAGAGAAUAAUAAUGUUUCUCUGUAGUUGAAAUUAACAAUGAAUUGAUUUAAAUGAAAUUAAAUGUGGCAUCACAGCCUCUUGUUGAAUUGAAUCAACAUUCAAUUGUACAUAAAAUUACUUUUUACUUUAGUUAACAAUUUCGCAUGUAUUCUAAUGUAUUGAUCGAAUUAAGUUCAAACGCGAAUUGAAUACUAGAAAAUUCAUUUUAUAAUAUAUAAUCUCAGUAAAACGCAAAA
This is a messenger RNA of Athalia rosae (coleseed sawfly), 1985 nucleotides long. RefSeq names its product phosphorylated adapter RNA export protein (gene Phax). NCBI's taxonomy places the organism in Eukaryota, Metazoa, Arthropoda, Insecta, Hymenoptera, Athaliidae. Gene Ontology annotation, cellular component: nucleus. Gene Ontology annotation, biological process: snRNA export from nucleus. The transcript has 4 exons. Bases 156 to 1367 code for a protein of 403 amino acids. The record is from RefSeq and is a predicted model, not a curated record.